Messenger RNA from Cordyceps fumosorosea ARSEF 2679, 1314 nucleotides. RefSeq names its product Glycoside hydrolase, family 16. Gene Ontology annotation, biological process: carbohydrate metabolic process; fungal-type cell wall organization. The transcript has 3 exons. Bases 1 to 1314 code for a protein of 437 amino acids. Gene Ontology annotation, cellular component: fungal-type cell wall. Lineage: Eukaryota; Fungi; Ascomycota; Sordariomycetes; Hypocreales; Cordycipitaceae. The record is from RefSeq and is a predicted model, not a curated record. Gene Ontology annotation, molecular function: hydrolase activity, hydrolyzing O-glycosyl compounds; chitin binding; glycosyltransferase activity.
AUGCUGCGUGCUGUGGUCGUCGCUCUCUUGGGCGCAACCUCCGCGUUCGCCCUCUGCGGCCCAGAGAACCCGUGCCCCCAGAGCGCACCAUGUUGCUCCCAAUACGGCGAAUGUGGCGUCGGCGCCUACUGCCUCGGUGGAUGCGAUCCUCGAGGCUCCUUCAAGCUCGACGCCUGCGCUCCUGCGCCCGUUUGCACCAACAAGAAAAUGAAAUUUGACCAGAUCGACAAGACCAGCGUCAACAUCCUCAAGUACCUCGGCGACGCCAGCAAGGCCGACUGGAUGGUGCAGGGUGAGGUGGUACAGUACAAUGACUAUACGCUCAUGACCAUGGCCAAGGACACACCCGGAACCGUUCUGGCAUCCACCGAGUACAUGUGGUACGGCAACGUCAAAGCCACCAUGAAGACGAGUCGUGGCCGUGGCGUCGUCACUGCCUUUAUCCUGCUCUCGGAUGUCAAGGACGAGAUUGACUACGAAUGGGUUGGUGUCGACCUUGGCACCUCCCAGACAAACUACUACUUCCAAGGCAUUACCGACUACGGAAAUUCGGGAAAUAUCUCCACCGACGACACUUUUGGCAGCUGGCACGAGUACGAAAUUCGCUGGACACCGGACAAGAUUGAGUGGCUGGUUGAUGGUACCACCCACCGUACCAAGGAGCGCAAGGACACUUGGAAUAAGACGGCCAAUGCCUGGGCGUUCCCGCAGACUCCCGCCCGUAUCCAGCUCUCCAUCUGGCCCGGCGGCAAGGCUAGCAACCCAGCUGGCACCAUUAACUGGGCUGGUGGUGUCAUCUCGUGGGACCACCCCGACGUCAAGAACAACGGGUACUACUACGCCGCUGUCAAAUCGGUCGAGAUUGAGUGCUACGGCGCCAAGAGCGCCCCUGGAACCAACAAUGGCAAGAGCUACAUCUACACGGAUGCCAAAGCCACCAACGACACUGUCAAGGACACGGACAAGGACAACAUUCUGGGCUCGUUCGAUGCCACUGGCCUUGACAUGGGCGUGGGAAAAUCGAACCCUGACAAGCCCAAGUCGACCCAAGCUUCCGUGCCUGGCGGCGGUAUUCCGGGCAAGAACGAUCACGGCGACGUUAAUCCCGACGGUGGCAGCUCCGGGCAGGGAACCCCUCCCGCACAGGGCCUGGACCCGAAGACGUGCGACCCCAAGGUUUUUAACCAGGAUUGCAGCACCACCACCGACGGCGAUGGCAAGUCAAAAACCACGGGCAAGAGCUCUGGCUCGCAAACGCAGGCCAGCAGCGUCCUGGCGAUGGUCAUUGCGGGCGCCGCUCUGUUCUGGUUGUAA